Messenger RNA from Mollisia scopiformis, 1383 nucleotides. RefSeq names its product dioxygenase. Gene Ontology annotation, molecular function: catechol 1,2-dioxygenase activity; ferric iron binding. NCBI's taxonomy places the organism in Eukaryota, Fungi, Ascomycota, Leotiomycetes, Helotiales, Mollisiaceae. The coding region runs from base 316 to 1293 and encodes 325 amino acids. The transcript has 2 exons. The record is from RefSeq and is a predicted model, not a curated record. Gene Ontology annotation, biological process: catechol-containing compound metabolic process.
AUUCCCCGCAUUUGUCGGAUCUGCUUUUACCCGCUGAUUUCGGCUGUAAGUUUUCCCAACACACUCUACAAGACUGCCGCAAAAUUCAUCCUUGGGCGCCAGACGUACGAUCGGUGGGUGUCACACGCAACCAACCAACCAAUUCAGCCUCACGCAUUUGCUGCUUACCAUUGAUAUUUAAAAGGGGGAUAUCCUGCUGUUUUCCCAAAGUCAUUUAUCCAUCUCCCUCCCUCAUCGCAUUACUCUUACUCUCUGUCUUCGCCCACAGCAGACCCAAACUUCUUCAUCCCACUCUCGAGUAAGUCAUCAAUCAUCAUGGCGACCAACGGCACAAACGGCACGAACGGCACAAAUGGCGCCCACAAGAACAACAACAACAGCAAAUACGAUCCUCUCUUCACACAGCACGUCAUUGAUUUGAUGAGCCCCGAGACCAAACCCAGACACAGACAAAUCCUGAGCUCGCUGAUAAGUCAUCUCCACGACUUUUGCCGCGACGUCGAACUCACGCAAGAUGAAUGGGUUAUCGGUGUCAAUUAUGUCAACUCCAUCGGCCAGGCCUGGAGAAAGAAUCGAAAUGAAGCCUGGAGAGUAUGCGAUGUCCUCGGUGUCGAAUCUCUGGUUGAUGAGAUUAACCACAAAAUCGCCACGGAAGAAGGCGUUGAGCCUACAUCUUCCACCAUUCUCGGCCCCUUCUGGUCCCCCGACACCCCAUUCCGCGACCUCGGCGCCAGCUGCGUCCUCAACAUGCCCGCCGACGGCCAACUAACGCUCUUCCACGGCGUGAUCACGGACGCCGAAACCGGCAAAGGGAUCUCGGACGCCGUCUUCGACAUGUGGCAAGCGAGCACCAACGGCAAAUACGACGUCUUCGACCCGGACAACCAAACCAAGAACAACCUCCGCGGCAAAUUCCGCACCGACCGCGACGGCAAGUUCUGGUUCUACUGCCUGAAGCCGACCGAGUACGCGAUCGACACGUCGGGGCCCUCGGGCGACCUGCUCAAGUUGAUGGGCCGACAUCCCAAUCGGCCCGCGCACAUCCAUAUGAUGGUCACGCACCCGGAAUACAUUGGCGUGACGGCGCAGCUGUAUCCGAGGGAUGAUCCGUGGUUGGAGACGGAUACCGUGUGUGCGGUGAAGGAGGACUUGCUUUUGGAUUUUAAGCCGGUGGAGAAUGAUCCGCAUGGGGCGACGCUGGAUGUCGAGUAUGAUGUGAGGUUGUUGUCGAAGAAGUAUAAGCCGGAUUCGACGAUGUUGAUGGGGAAUGCGAAUCAGGAUCAGUUUAAGUGAGGGUUGUGGGUUUGUGGGAAUAUUUGGAGUUUGGGGUUUGUGGGUGUAUAUAGCAUGAGAUUGCAAUGAUGAUAGUCGAAAAGAAUGAAC